ACUGUGAAAGUCCAUUACUGAUAUUCCCCUUUCCUUCCUCUUAAACCAAACCCUUAUAGACAGAAUCCCUUGGGGAUGGAGAGCUUUAGAAAAGUAAUGUUUGUGAGGUAUAUUUAGUGCUGUGGCAAGCUGGUUGACUUAGUAAUUAAUAAACGUGGUGUUAAGUCUGGUGUUGGUAGUAAGGUCAAUAACACCAGCCAAGUGUAUCCUGCAGUCAGUAUCGCUUCGUCAGUGGGAGAGGGAGGUUGCUGCCGCUCCAGUGUGCCCUUUCUAAAUUAAAAACACAUACAAAAUGACGUUACUUCGCAGCCUCUGACACACACAUAACCUAGUUGAAAACUAAGUCAAUCCAAGGUGCUCAGUAAUAUAAGAAAUCGUACACGAAGUAGAGAAAGCCUAACAUAUGAUUCAAGCUAUUUCUGACCUAUUUUUUUCUCUGGGAUAGGCUGUGAGUCCCUCAUGAAGAGGCUCAGACCACAACCUUGACACCAUCACAGUGCUGACCUAAUAUUAUACCAGGCUCCAGCCUCUUAUGGUGAUUCAUGGUGCUGCAAGCCGGCCCUUGCUACCGGUGGUGAUGCGUUGGCGGCAGCUGCAGGUGGCGUUGCUGCAGGUGGUGAUGCAGGUGGUGUUGAUGGUGCUUCUUCCACUCACCAUCACCACCACCACUCUAGCCUCUCCUCUAGCCUCGCCUAGCCUUCUCACACCAUACUACCCAGGUGUCAGCGCUGAUGAACGUCAGCUGAAGAUCGAGCCGAAGAGGUGCAGGAGUCCUGAAGGGGAGCCAGGGAGCUGCAUGUUCAACUUUGAGUGUAUCCAGCUCAACGGCAAGGUGGUCGGUACCUGUGUAGACGGGUUCCUCUUCGGCGCCUGCUGCAACGUUCCCAUGGACCUCGAUGUUACUACCGUGCCUCCUGUGGGAGGAGCAGCUGCAGGAGAGGCAAAUGUUAAAAUUCCUGAAAAAAUACAAGGGGCAGCUGGGGUUGAUAUACAGCAGGUAGUUGGUAGUGAUACACAGGAGGAUCAGGAGGCGGCGAGUAACGUUGAUCAAACAGAGGAAGUUACAGAUCAACAAAUGACAGAAAGUGAUCACCAGCAGUUGGGGACCGAAGGUACCAUCAUCGAGGAGGUAGAUUUAACGUCUUUCUUCGGCUCAGGUCAACCUACCAUACCUAGUGUUUCUCCGGAGGUGGAGACAAGCCAGCAGUCUGACAGUGGAGAUUCCCAAGGCGUUUCCAGCACACCUUUGUCGCUCAUGCAGCACCCGAGUGACAGUCAGAAGUUGGAUGUGACGGAGAGUUCUGUGGACAGAUCAACGGACUCUGGCGUGGUAGGUGGCACAGAGGGAAUCCAUCAGGAGGAAGUUACUCCCGGGAAAGAGGAAGCAACAGUACCCGUGGGAGAGACUGAGCCAACAGAAAUACAAGAUACUUCGACUACAGACGGUGUCGGUGUUAUCUCCACGGAUCCCUCGUCAUCGCCAGCUACUACUGCUGCUGUUGAAGACUCCACAGACCAGUUGAUCCAGGUGACGAAAACUGCCGAUGUAAAGGACCAAUUAGAGUCGUCGGUGAUAGAAUAUGAUGGUGAGUUUACAGUCACUAACCAACCUUUGUCUGCUUCCUCCAAUGAGUCCAUGCCCGAGUAUCAGGCAGAGACAGAGACUGAGAUCCCACAGCCUCUUACUGACACUGGCACUAUCACCACUCUCGUCCAGAGUGAGACGAGUGAGGAACCAGGCUUCGAUCUUUAUGACAACACUGAAGACGUCCCACUGAUGACGAUGCCAGAUGGUCCAGAAGGGUUUGUUACACAACAAAUUUCAACCAUUGACCUAACAGACCAGCCCCCGGACAUGACCCUGGACGAGAACACUGAGAGCCCUUCCGUCAACAUCCAGCCAGGUAUACAUACCACGAUGGACACGAUGCAUUUUGAGACCAAACCGACGUCUCACUUGCCAUACCCUCGACCUACGACCAAGCCCGAGAGGAAGACUACGAUGACUCCAACAGAUGCAUUAACACAGACUGAGAUACUUCUUUUCUGGAGCGCCAGGCCGACACCCUCAAAAUUCUCUCGACCAAGCUUAAUGAGACCUCAAGCAACUCCAGCUCCGAUAAACAUUACUGCCGAAACCAAUUUCAAUAUUUCGGUUAUGAGUUUUGAGGAGGAGAUCACCACCGACACUCCCCCGAGGUCCACUUUUCCUCCCAGACCUGAUAUGUUCCGUCCGAAGCCAGAGGAAGCAAUGAACACAGAGGAAUCAAACUUGCCAACGAUUCCUGCUACACUAGGAAGUUCACAAGACGCCACGAUGGUAGAAACUACAAAAAUGACCACAGGGCAGAUGGGCACGACACCAAAAAUAACGACAGAGUCUCUUUUGAUCUGGACACUUUCUCCCCACCCUCCGAUACUGGACGCAAGACCUCCCAUGUCUGUGAUUUCGCAAGUGACGUCGACGACCAAGGGGCCGAGACCUACGGUAGAAACUACCUCAGCUCCUUCAGGAGGAGGAGAUGAUGCUACAGAAGAUCCGCUGCUCUUCUGGACAGUGUCGCCUCAGCCUCCCAUCAUGGACAUACGACCACAGACGCCAAACCCUUCCAUCAUUUGGAUGGUUUCCCGCACCACCCAAACUACCCCGACUACAACAACAGAACUGAAUCUAGUGGACCCUCUCGCUUUCUGGACAACAACGCCACUCAGCAAACCACCACCACAUCCAACGAUAAUAAAUGAUGUGGCCUUACCACUUUUGAUCUGGACGACUCCUAAACCCCUAACAUCUGGCAUGGCAUCAUCUCCUUACCGCCUUCCGACUACGCAAUCCGAGUUACAGUCGACGGAAUUUCUGACACCAACGACAGUCGGAGAAGACUAUGAUGAUGACAUAUACAUGGAACCCGCCAUUAUACCUGGAGAUGUCCUCCAGCACAUUACUGGAGAAUUACCAGCGCAGAACUACCACACCACCACCACCACACCCGCUCCUACUACUAACCCGCCACUAUCCUGGUCAUCCUCCACCUUCCCCAUGCAUAACAUUGUUUAUCAGGAACCAUCUGAUAAUGCCAUCUCUGCCUCCAGACCACCUCCACCUACCACAUUAACACCUCAGACCAUAGCUACGACCAGACAAACCACUGCUACAACCCAACAAACGACAUCUACGACCCGACCUUCCAUCACAGUGACACAAAGAACCACAUCCCCCACCGAGCCCACCACCACAACAAGACGGACUCCAGCCACAACAAGACGGACUCCAGCCACAACAAGACGGACUCCAGCCACAACAAGAUGGACUCCAGCCACAACACGACCCACCACAACAACACGACGGACCCCAGCCACAACACGACCCACCAUCACUAUGCCCAAACCAACGACGGAAGAACCCAUCUCCCCAGUUGACCAAUUCAUCGUUGACUUCAUCAACUCUUCCCCAUCUGAGGAGACAUCAAGUACUACCCAGGCCUCCCCACCCAUCGACCUUGACCUCCUCUCUCAGCUGUUCAACCUUACGAACUUCGUGCCGGGAGAGGAGAUACUCUUCCCCCCACAGAACCCACCUACCACCACUACCAGAAGACCUACCAGACCACCUCGCCCUACUAUUAGAACCAGACCCCGACCUACUACAUCCAGACUUAAUCUCCCCUUCCUCAUCAGGCGGCCAACUACCGCCACAACUACUACUACUACUACCACCACCACCACCACCACCACUACCACCACAACAACAACCACUCCUACCACCCCUGCCUGGGACUAUAAGACAAGUUGUGGUGUACGACCUCUGGCACGGGAGGCGAGGAUCGUGAACGGUGAACGAGCAGACUUUGCAGAAUGGCCCUGGCAGGCACUAGUCAAGGAGUCCACCUGGCUAGGCAUCUUUACUAAGAACAAGUGUGGUGGUGUCCUGCUCAACCAUAGAUAUGUGCUGACGGCGGCCCACUGUCAGCCUGGGUUUCUGGCGUCGCUAAUUGUCGUCCUGGGAGAAUACGACCUCUCAGACGACUACGAACCCAAGCAGACGGUGCAGAGGAACGUGAAGAGAGUGGUCGUUCACAGGGGCUAUGUCGCUAAGACUUUCGACAACGACCUGGCGCUGCUGGAGAUGGAACGACCUGUGGCCUACGACGAGCACAUCGUGCCCAUCUGCAUGCCCAGGGGCGACGAGGAUUUCCUUGGCAAGAUGGGCUAUGUCACAGGAUGGGGACGACUCUCUUAUGGAGGACCGGUGCCCACGCAGCUCAACGAGGUAGCACUGCCCAUCAUCAAGAACAGUCAGUGCCAGAAGUGGUUCAUCGAGGCAGGACACAUCAAGAACAUCAAGCCUGAGUUCUUUUGCGCAGGUUACAAGCAGGGCAAGAAGGACUCGUGUGAGGGUGACAGUGGUGGCCCACUGUCUGUACGAGGCACUGACGGGCGCUGGGUGCUAGCAGGCACCGUCUCCCAUGGCAUAAAGUGCGCCUACCCCAACCUUCCAGGGGUCUACAUGCGCAUGAGUUACUACAAGCCUUGGAUUGAGAGCAUUAUUAAUUGAUCUUGGCCUAGUUUAGUUUAAUAUGUUUAUUAUGCACCCCAUACCCAUCCUGUGGGCGGUAGUCAAAAAGAUUACAGAAGUACAUAAUGGGACCAGGGACUGGGCCCCAAAGUUUUGAUAGCUGAGCAAGUUACAAAGGUCUUGGCCUAGAGACUAGAUAUUUAGGUUGUGAUAUAGAUUAUCUUAUUAUAUUUAUACAAAAACACAACGCAGUCCUAUUUUGGUUGUAUAAGUCAUACAGUGCGCUUACAGUUGUAGCCUAUUGGCUACACGGUAAUUAUCACUAUACCACUAGGCAAAAUACAUUAAUAAUUGAAUGAGGGUAUUUAUUUAUUUUUAUUUUCAGUGGAAAAAAUCAAACGCCACAUAUUUUAAAUAUGACUCAGUGUAUAUACAUAGAUAUUCACCUUGGUGUGUGUGUAUAUGUAGAUAUUCACUUUGGUGUGUGUGUAUAUAUACAGAUAUGCACCUUGGUGUGUGUGUGUGUG
This is a messenger RNA of Cherax quadricarinatus, 5043 nucleotides long. Its product is annotated as serine protease filzig-like. Gene Ontology annotation, molecular function: serine-type endopeptidase activity. Gene Ontology annotation, biological process: proteolysis. Lineage: Eukaryota; Metazoa; Arthropoda; Malacostraca; Decapoda; Parastacidae. The record is from RefSeq and is a predicted model, not a curated record.